GUGCCUGCCCGCGGAGAGCGCGGCGGCCGCAGCGGGCUUGCAGCGCCGGACGGAGCAGGCGGCGGCGGCGGGGGCCCUCGGCCUCGUCCUCUGACCCCGCAGACCCGCGGCGGAGGAACGGGGAAAUCCGGACCCGAGAACGGAGGAUGCCCAUUUAACCCGUCCUCUGCUGCCCGUCCGGCUGCCGGGCACUCGCCUCAGUGCCCGCCGCGGGCGCCUGGGAGCCGCGCCCGGGAAGUGCCGCAUGGGGCAGGGCCGCUGAAGCGCGGGUUCGGGGUCGCGCCGCUCCAAGGCGCGCGCGGGUGCGCGGUGCAGCGCUUGGCACAGUUUCGGCGCGCCUUCAGCGCGGGAGUUGGGGGCGCGGUGCGCCUGGCCGGCCUCCCCGGUGCCCUCGCGGGGCGUGAGUUAUGGAGACGCCUAGCUGCAUUCAGGAUGAGCCGUUCCCUCACCCCCUGGAGCCCGAGCCGGGCGCUGGGAAGCCGGGCGACAAGCGGUUCCGGCUAUGGUACGUGGGGGGGUCGUGCCUGGACCGCAGGACCACGCUGCCCAUGCUGCCCUGGCUCAUGGCUGAGAUUCGCCGGCGCAGCCAGAAGCCCGAGGCGGGAGGCUGCGGGGCGCCGGCGGCCCGCGAGGUGCUCCUGGUGCUCAGCGCGCCGCUCCUGCGCUGCGUCCCCGCGCCGGGUGCUGGGCCCUCGGGGGGCACCAGCCCCGCGGCCGCGCAGCCCAACCCGGCCGUGUUCAUCUUCGAGCACAAGGCGCAGCACAUCUCGCGCUUCAUCCACAACAGCCACGACCUCACCUACUUUGCCUACCUGAUCAAGGCGCAGCCAGACGACCCCGAGUCGCAGAUGGCCUGCCACGUUUUCCGCGCCACAGACCCUAACCAGGUUCCUGAUGUCAUCAGCAGCAUAAGGCAGUUAUCCAAAGCGGCCAUGAAAGAGGACGCCAAACCCAGCAAAGAUAAUGAGGACGCCUUUUACAACUCUCAGAAGUUCGAAGUCCUGUACUGUGGAAAGGUGACAGUGACCCACAAGAAGGCCCCGUCCAGCCUCAUCGAUGACUGCAUCGAAAAGUUCAGCCUGCACGAGCAGCAGCGCCUGAAGAGCCAGGGGGAGCCGCGCAGCGCGGACCCCGGCGAGGACCCGGCCGUCUUGGGGGUGGCGGCGCCGGGGCCCCCCGGAAGCUGCCCGCCCGGGGAGGCGGACGGCGUCGCCCAGCCCGGGCCGCCCGGCCCCCGGGGGUGCUUCCCCGAGCGGAUUUUGGAAGAUUCUGGCUUCGAUGAGCAGCAGGAGUUCCGGUCUCGGUGCAGCAGCGUCACCGGGCCGCAAAGGAAAGUCCCCGAGAGCAGCCAGAAGCCGCAGCCGCGAAGGAGACACGCGAGCGCGCCCAGCCACGUGCAGCCGUCGGACUCGGGGCAGAACAGAACGAUGCUCUUCCAGGUUGGGCGAUUUGAGAUUAACCUUAUCAGUCCAGACACUAAAUCAGUUGUGCUAGAAAAGAAUUUUAAAGAUAUCUCUUCUUGUUCUCAGGGUAUAAAGCAUGUGGAUCACUUUGGCUUUAUCUGUCGGGAGUCUGCAGAGCCGGGGCUGAGCCAGUAUAUUUGUUAUGUGUUCCAGUGCGCCAGUGAAUCUCUGGUGGAUGAGGUAAUGCUGACUCUGAAACAGGCUUUCAGUACGGCCGCUGCCCUGCAGAGCGCCAAGACCCAGAUCAAGCUGUGUGAGGCCUGCCCUAUGCACUCUUUGCAUAAGCUCUGUGAGAGGAUUGAAGGUCUCUACCCGCCGAGAGCCAAGCUGGUAAUACAGAGGCAUCUCUCAUCACUGACAGAUAAUGAGCAAGCUGACAUCUUUGAGAAAGUUCAGAAAUUGAAGCCAGUAAGUGACCAGGAAGAAAAUGAACUUGUGAUUUUACACCUGAGGCAGCUGUGUGAAGCCAAGCAGAAGACACACGUGCACAUCGGGGAAGGCCCAUUGACUAUUUCAAAUAGUGCAGUCCCGGAAAAUGCUACAAGCAGUGGAAGGUUCAAACUUGACAUUCUGAAAAAUAAAGCUAAGAGAUCCUUAACUAGCUCCCUGGAAAAUAUCUUCUCAAGGGGAGCUAACAGAAUGAGAGGUCGGCUUGGAAGUGUGGAUAGCUUUGAACGAUCCAACAGUCUUGCUUCAGAGAAGGACUGCUCACCGGGGGACUCUCCACCAGGGACACCACCAGCCUCCCCGCUGUCUUCCGCUUGGCAAACGUUCCCUGAAGAGGAUUCCGACUCCCCGCAGUUUCGAAGACGGGCACACACGUUCAGCCACCCACCUUCAAGUACAAAGAGAAAGCUGCAUUUACAGGACGGCAGGGCUCACGGUGUGCGCUCCCCCCUGCUGAGGCAGAGCUCCAUCGAACAGUGCAGUGAUGGAGAAGGGAGAAAAAGGACCUCAUCAACCUGCAGCAAUGAGUCCUUAAAUGCUGGAGGGCACUCUGUCACUCCUCGCCGGAUCUCCUGGCGACAGCGCAUUUUCCUCAGGGUUGCAUCUCCCGUGAACAAAUCUCCCUCCGCGAUGCAGCAGCAAGAUGGGCUGGACAGGAAUGAGCUGCUGCCACUGUCCCCUCUUGCUCCCACCAUGGAGGAGGAACCGCUGGUUAUAUUCCUGGCUGGUGACGAUGACCCAGAAAUGAUUGAAGAAGAAAAGAAAUCGAAGGAACUGAGGAGUUUGUGGAGAAAAGCUAUACACCAACAAAUCUUGUUGCUUCGAAUGGAAAAAGAAAACCAGAAGCUUGAAGCAAGCAGAGAUGAACUGCAGUCCAGAAAAGUUAAAUUAGACUAUGAAGAAGUCAGUGUAUGUCAAAAGGAGGUCUUAAUAACCUGGGAUAAGAAGUUGUUAAACUGCAGAGCUAAAAUCAGAUGUGAUAUGGAAGAUAUUCACACGACUCUUAAAGAAGGAGUUCCCAAAAGUCGUCGAGGAGAAAUCUGGCAAUUUCUAGCUUUGCAGUACCGCCUGAGACACCGAUUGCCUAAUAAACAGCAGCCGCCUGACAUAUCCUAUAAAGAACUUUUGAAGCAGCUCACUGCUCAGCAGCAUGCUAUUCUCGUGGACUUAGGAAGGACAUUUCCUACUCACCCUUACUUUUCAGUUCAGCUUGGGGCAGGGCAGCUGUCACUCUUUAAUCUCCUAAAAGCGUAUUCUCUGCUGGACAAAGAAGUGGGUUACUGUCAGGGGAUCAGCUUUGUGGCUGGAGUCCUGCUUCUUCACAUGAGUGAAGAGCAAGCCUUUGAAAUGCUGAAAUUCCUCAUGUACGACCUCGGCUUCCGCAAGCAGUAUAGACCUGACAUGAUGUCGCUACAGAUUCAGAUGUACCAGCUGUCCAGGCUCCUUCAUGACUAUCACAGAGAUCUCUACAAUCAUCUUGAAGAAAAUGAAAUCAGCCCCAGUCUUUAUGCUGCCCCCUGGUUCCUCACACUGUUUGCCUCUCAAUUUUCAUUAGGAUUUGUAGCCAGAGUUUUUGAUAUUAUUUUUCUUCAGGGAACUGAAGUUAUAUUUAAGGUUGCACUCAGCCUACUGAGCAGCCAAGAGGCACUUAUAAUGGAAUGUGAAAACUUUGAGAAUAUUGUUGAAUUUCUUAAAAGCACACUGCCUGAUAUGAAUACCUCUGAAAUGGAAAAAAUUAUUACCCAGGUUUUCGAGAUGGAUAUUUCUAAGCAGUUACACGCCUAUGAGGUGGAAUAUCACGUGCUGCAGGAUGAGCUUCAGGAAUCAUCCUAUGCCUGUGAGGAUAGUGAACCUAUGGAAAAACUGGAGAGGGCCAAUAGCCAACUGAAAAGACAAAAUAUGGACCUCCUAGAAAAAUUACAGGUGGCUCAUGCUAAAAUCCAGGCCUUGGAAUCAAACCUGGAAAACCUUUUGACCAGAGAGACCAAAAUGAAGUCUUUAAUCCGGACUCUGGAACAAGAAAAAAUGGCUUAUCAAAAGACCGUGGAGCAAAUCCGGAAGCUACUGCCGGCCGAUGCUCUAGCCAAUUGUGAAGUGCUGCUGAGAGACCUCAACUGCAACCCUAACAACAAAGCCAAGUCAGGAAAUAAGCCAUAAAUUAAGAGGCGCGGUCUCAGCAGAAAGUGCUCCUUAGAAUACUACGGGAAGGAAGAGCCUGCAUGCUGCUGGCCCCACGCUGGACCCCGACGCUAAUGGAGCCACCUCCUACCGGUGCUCAGCCCCUAGUCACAGCAGGUGGACCUCGCUGUCAUCAGAGCAUGCCAAUCCUAAGCCAUUGUACAUAUGUAGUCUGGUUUUUGUUGUUGUCGCCCUGUACAUAUAUAUAAAAUGAACAUAAGAGAGUUCAUGCUUUUUAGAGCAAAAUGUGUAGAUGUAUAUUUAGAGCAAUUUUUUUAGUCAAAACUUCAUGAAAUCCACACCAAAGGGAAGUUAAAGUGGAAUUCCCCUUGGACACAUGUGAAAUCUUUUUGUCUUUUAAAGUGAAACAAAGCUAGAGCAUCUUUGUAUAUUGAAAUAUACUU
Messenger RNA from Lemur catta (Ring-tailed lemur), 4492 nucleotides. It is a transcript of the gene TBC1D4, whose product is annotated as TBC1 domain family member 4. NCBI's taxonomy places the organism in Eukaryota, Metazoa, Chordata, Mammalia, Primates, Lemuridae. The record is from RefSeq and is a predicted model, not a curated record. Bases 408 to 4067 code for a protein of 1219 amino acids. The transcript has 19 exons.